GUUCACGUGGUUCCCAGCCACCAAUCAGAUUUUCCAGCUGGGGAAGGCAACUUUUCCGCUGUCUCUCGGCUCUGCGAAAUGGCGGCGUUCGGGGGACGGCGGCUGCUGUGGCAUGGCCGGUGCUGGUUCUCGCAGAUGGAGUCCUCUGUCUCCUCGCAGCCCUCCGACUCGCUCUACCCACCCAUAGUGGCUUCCGCCACGGCGAAGAGCAAAGCGGCCAAGCGGCGGCGCCUGGAGCAUUUCAACCAGCGGGUGCACGCGGCGGCCUCGAUCGAAGAGAAACUGCGGCUCUACGGGCAGCUGCAGCGGCCCAAGUACAUGGUUUACCCACAGACCUUCGCCCUCAACGCCGACCGCUGGUACCGCAGCUUCACCAAGACCGUCUUCGUGCCGGGACUGCCCCCGGCAGCGGUGGCACCUGAGGCCGCCAAAGCCCCGGAGCCGGCAGCGGCGGCACCAGGCGCUGCGAAAAGCCCGGAGGCCGCGGCGGAAGCGGCGCCGAACCUGGAUGUGGACGAGCUGCGCUCCCUCGCCUGCGACGCCCUCCUGCAGGAGAGCUUCUACCAGAACAAGAAGCGGCCGUUCCUCUACCGCGAUCAGGAUCACACGCCCGGCCCGUUCCUUACGCAGCUAGUCUCCACUCUUGCCGCUUUCCUGUGCGGUCGUAACCCGCUGCUGGCUGCCUCCUCCCUUGAUCUAAAACCUGAAGUUAACUAUUACUGGCAUCAUGGUGAGGAAGUUGUUGUUCAUGGACAUCGAAAGGGUAGAGUUGAUCCUGUGCGAUUUCAGAUAGAUGAUAACCCGCACCUCCAGAUCCGUGUACCAAAGCAACUUCCAGAGAUUGUACCGCUGGAUUCGGAUCUUGGAGAUGUUCCUGUUAUUGAUCACAAACCAUCCAAACUGCCGUUGUUCAAAAAGCAGUACGAAAACAAGGUAUUUAUAGGAUCAAAGGUAGCGGAUCCAUGCUGUUAUGGACACACUCAGUUUCACCUUAUUCCUGAUAAACUAAAACGGGAGAGGUUUUUAAGAGUAAAUCUUGAGGAUCAGAUUGAAGUUCUUUACCGAGCUAAUGGUAUUGCAAGUCUCUUUGCCUGGACAGCAGCACAAGCAAUGUAUCAAGGAUUCUGGAACGAAGCAGAUGUGACCCGUCCUUUUGUAUCGCAGGCAGUAGUGACUGAUGGAAGAUACUAUGCUUUCUUUUGUUACCAGCUAAAUACUUUAGCACUAACUGUAGAAACUAUUCAGAAUAACCCUCGGAAGAAUAUCUGUUGGGGUACAGACAGUCAGCCGUUGUAUGAUGUUGUGGAAGAUGGUAAUGUGAAAGGAUUUAAUGAUGAAGUUCUGCUUAAAUUGGUUCAUUUUCUAUUAAACAGACCAAAAGAGUUGUAAAUCAUUGAAGUAUUCCUGUUUAUAUGCCUGAACUUCAUUGAAACUCCAUGAUGUAGAAUAUGCCUUGUUUUCAGUCAAGUAUUGGUAUAGCAAACACUAUAUACAUCUUUUAUGAUAUUUGGGCCUUAUUUCUUUAUUUUAAAUGUAUGAUACUGUACACUGAAAAAUAAAUGUCUAGAAUACCUUAAAGUUUUAGUGUAUUGGCUGUUAAGAAGUGUAUUGCACUAAUUCAAAGUCAUGUGAAUCGUUUCUUUUAGCAGAUCCGUAGCUCUGUGUUGAACUGUCACAGCAAAGUGUGAAUUCCUAUGACAAUCUGAUUAUGUCCUUAGGUAACUGCUGUCUUGAUAUUCAAAAUUACUGAAAAAUUUCUAGUUUUGUGCCUGAAAAGAAAUUGUCUUAAAUGUUUACUGAUUCUAAAGAAAAAGUUCAGAAUAUAAAGUUUCUUAGAAGUGA
Grus americana (Whooping crane) is the source of this 1842-nucleotide messenger RNA. It is a transcript of the gene MRPS30, whose product is annotated as mitochondrial ribosomal protein S30. The transcript has 5 exons. Gene Ontology annotation, biological process: translation. The record is from RefSeq and is a predicted model, not a curated record. Gene Ontology annotation, cellular component: mitochondrion; ribosome; mitochondrial large ribosomal subunit. Bases 79 to 1389 code for a protein of 436 amino acids. NCBI's taxonomy places the organism in Eukaryota, Metazoa, Chordata, Aves, Gruiformes, Gruidae. Gene Ontology annotation, molecular function: structural constituent of ribosome.